Molecule: messenger RNA, 519 nt
Organism: Cetraspora pellucida
Lineage: Eukaryota; Fungi; Glomeromycota; Glomeromycetes; Diversisporales; Gigasporaceae
Source: the annotation of a GenBank genome assembly
AUGGAUUCAAUGAAUACAAAUCAAACUGGCUCAAGUGUUAGCGGCUUGACUAGAAAUGAACAAAUAUUGAUAGCGCACGUUGUUUUAUCCUUAAUUCCAUGCCUUAUCACCAUUCCCCUUGGUAUAUUCAUUGCGCGCUUUCUUCGUAAAAUUAUUCCGUCAGCGUGGUUUCACUUACAUUGGAUAUUACAAGUUGUUUUUUCUACAAUACCUACUAUUGUCGGAUUUGUAAUAGUCCAUCAUUUCAUGGAAAAAUCUCACUUUAACUGGGCUGAUGUACCACAUUCGGCAGUCGGACACGUUUUAACUUUCGCAAUUGUUUUCGAAGUCAUUUUUGGCGCUCUUUACACUACUAAAUGUCAUGUAAAUAAACUACGCAUAGUUCACAAGUUACUUUAUACUUAUUCUUGCGCUAGUAGAAACUGUGCUUGGUAUUAUUCUAUGGGAAGUGUCAAAUAUUUGGCUUUAUCUUUUCUUUGUAUGGAUUGUGCUGCUAGCUUUAAUCUUUUUGAUUGCUAA